GAAGUAUAUUCUCUAUACAUAAAUUCUAUGCUACGUUUAUAUUCGAUUUCUACUAACUUAGAAUUUUCCCUUCAUACGAAUAGGUCAAGGAAAGCGCGUCGCAGCACGAAUUACGUUUAAAUUAUCAAAACACGUUUAAAAAUGACGGAACAAAGUGAUAGAAGUCAAUUACCACCUGGUUGGGAGUGUAGAUAUGAUUCUCGUAGUGGACGUCCAUAUUUUAUAGACCAUUUUAACCGAACAACAACAUGGGAAGAUCCAAGGAUACGAUAUUGGCAAUACUCUCAAUAUGUACAGACACAAAAUUCCAUAGCAUUGAGUUCUGCCACAACCAUUACUUCUCAAGACAUACCUAUGCAGACUGGAGGAAUUGGUGGUGGUGGACAUUUAGUUUAUACAGGAGCUCAUAGAGCUCCUCAAAUUUAUCCAACACCAUCGCCUUUUCAUAAUCCUCAACUUGCAUUUUUGCCACCUAGUUUACAGGACUUAAAAACUCCAAUAUCUCUGAAAUCAAUGAGUGCCAUGACAAAUCGGUUUGGUGAAAUUACUUUGGGAUCACCAACACCAGUGAGAAAUAUGGAAACUACUUUAACACAAGAUUCUGAUUCCGAAUUGCAAGUUGCAAAAAUCAAUGCAAUGUUUCCUACAGUUUCUGAUACUCACAUACGACUGCUAUUAAAGAAAUACCAUAACAGAGCAGCUUUGGUUGUGAGUGCUCUCCAAGUGGAAAAGAAUCCUCUUUGCGCUCCAGGACCGUGUACACCUAUGGGAGUACACUCAAAAUAUGCAAUACCAAGAUGGAGGCUACCAGCUCAUGCUAUACAUGCAGCUUUAACAUUGAGUCCACCUCGUGGGGUUCGGCCAGCCCCUAACUCCCCAAAAAUGAAACUUAGGUACCUGAAAAAUGUAUUUCCUAAAGUUGAUGAAACAAUGUUACUUGAUAUAUUGGAACAAAGUGAAAAUAAUGUUCAAAAAGCUUCUGAAAAAUUAAUUGAUCUAGGCUAUGAGAAACGAAAUCUUACUGCUCCUAAUAAAUCCUUAAAUAAGAAGAAAGAUAAAGAUCAAGGUCAGAAUGAACGAACUGCUCCAACUCCACCUCCUCGUAUGAAAAGUUUGGAGGAAAAAAAUAAAAUGAAAGCACGCUUGACGGAAAAAUAUAAAUCUGUACCAGAGAGAGUAAUAGUGCUUGCUAUGGACAGCGUAGAUUAUGACGAAGAAAGAGCAAUACACAUAUUAGAUAUUAUGGUUGCAGAAGAAGCUACAAGGCCACUUUGUACUUCCAGUAGUCAAAGCAGUCGAAGCGAUGAGCGAAAGGGAAGUCCGCCUGUAACAGAAGCUAUAAAACUAACAGCAUCACCAAUUAAAAAAGUAGUUAAAGAAAUUGAUCCUGAGAAAUCCAAGAGAUCUAAAAAUAAAAUAGAAAUACCAAAAGUUUCUCGUGGAACUAGUACCACUGAAGAUAACGAACAUAAAUCUCCAUAUUUGUUAAAACCUACUGGUCCAAAUCCUGAAUUAUCAAAAGGAGCUAAUAACGAUUUAUUAUUACCAGACUAUGCACCAUGGUCAGGACCAGAUCCCAAUUUAUUAUCAAAAGAACAAUUUCCAAAAUCAGUAGCAAUGGGACAUGAUGCAUCUUUAGUAUCAGGAGGUUGUCUUGCUAAGGGUCCUAAUGCCGAAUUACGAAAAGGUCCGUUAAGAGGAUUAGCAGAAGGUUCUAUAUAUUCUCAAAGGAAUUUAGCUAAUACAGAAAGCCGUGGUAAAUGAAAUAUAUGUGGAUGUUUCUUUUUAAGUUUUUUUGCACUUGCAAAUUGACUUGAAAUAAUUUAUUCUCCAAAAAUGACUAUAAAUAAUGGUUCUCUUAUGCUUUUCUUUUGCAAUUUAUUAUUAAUGUGCAAGUCUUAAACCUUCAUAUUUCUGUUUUUAACAUCUUUUAACAAAUGAUUAUGCCUAUA
Messenger RNA from Vespula pensylvanica (western yellowjacket), 1952 nucleotides. RefSeq lists its product as uncharacterized. The record is from RefSeq and is a predicted model, not a curated record. Gene Ontology annotation, molecular function: ubiquitin binding; kinase binding; molecular adaptor activity. Gene Ontology annotation, cellular component: cytoplasm. The coding region runs from base 142 to 1764 and encodes 540 amino acids. Gene Ontology annotation, biological process: regulation of DNA-templated transcription; cell migration; regulation of hippo signaling. The transcript is spliced from 11 exons. Lineage: Eukaryota; Metazoa; Arthropoda; Insecta; Hymenoptera; Vespidae.